AUGCAAGUAUGUACAAAAGCCUCCAUUUUUAAAUUACUUUCUCUCAGUGUCUCCCAGAGCCACCCUUUCAUUAUGCUUUCUUCAGACUCUUCACAGCCAUUGUGUCAACACUAUACUUUUAAAAAAUUGUUGAAUAGGUGGCAAUUUUGGAAGACAAAGUCAAAGGCAGCAACUACUUUUCCUUCUGCUCUUGUCAGCAGGGCUGACCACUAUGGGCAGACAGAUCUGAAUGAGAGAGCUAGAGAAGCCAGGCCACACACAUACAGUGACCCAUCCAGCUGUCUACCAGUUAGAAGUCAUGUAUGGAUGGGAGAGCUGGACUAUAAAGAAAGCUGA
This is a messenger RNA of Rangifer tarandus platyrhynchus (Svalbard reindeer), 336 nucleotides long. The record is from the annotation of a GenBank genome assembly. NCBI's taxonomy places the organism in Eukaryota, Metazoa, Chordata, Mammalia, Artiodactyla, Cervidae.